Molecule: messenger RNA, 2232 nt
Organism: Chanos chanos (milkfish)
Lineage: Eukaryota; Metazoa; Chordata; Actinopteri; Gonorynchiformes; Chanidae
Product: exostosin-1
Exons: 11
Coding region: 1-2232 (743 amino acids)
Cellular component (GO): membrane
Molecular function (GO): glycosyltransferase activity
Source: RefSeq, a predicted model, not a curated record
AUGCAGGCCAAGAAGAGGUACCUGCUUGUGUCUGUAGGGGCCAGUCUUCUGCUGCUUGCCUACCUGUGGGCUCUGCAGGUUGGAGAGUUUCAACACCAGAAGCACCUCUACACGAUCUCUCAGAACCCGGCUCUGCCCAGACAGCACUGGCCCGACUGGAACCACCCUCUGCAGACCUACCUGGAUGGGGCAGAACAAGAAGUGGAUGGCCCACAGCUACUGCACCAGCACACGUCGCCACGGGAACGCCGAGAGAUCCGCAACAACAUCUACAAGAGCCGACGCUGUCGGAUGGACACCUGCUUCGACUUCAGACGUUGCGAAAACGCCUUCAAAGUCUACGUUUAUCCACUCCAGAAGAAUGAGAAGGUCUCGGAGAGCUACCAGAAGAUUCUGUCAGCCAUACAGGAGUCUCGUUUUUACACCACGGACCCCAACGAGGCAUGCUUGUUUGUCCUGGGCAUUGACACGUUGGACAGAGAUCAGCUCUCCGCUCAGUACGUCCACAACGUAAGGGCGAGAAUCCAGAGCCUCCCUCUGUGGAAUGAGGGGAGAAACCAUCUCAUCUUCAACCUCUACUCCGGCACAUGGCCUGACUACACAGAAGAGCUGGGCUUCGAUAUUGGCCAGGCCAUAUUAGCCAAAGCCAGCAUUGAUGUGGAUAACUUUAGACCGCACUUUGAUGUGUCUAUUCCUCUUUUCUCAAAAGACCAUCCUCAAAAAGGAGGUGACAGAGGUUAUUUAACGUCCAACAACAUCCCUCCCUCAAGGAAAUAUUUACUGGUUUUCAAAGGGAAGAGGUAUCUAACUGGUAUUGGCUCAGAGACCAGAAAUGCUUUGUAUCAUAUUCACAAUGGAGAUGAUAUUAUUUUACUGACUACGUGUAAACAUGGGAAAGACUGGGAAAAACAUAAGGAUCCAAGGUGUGACAAAGACAAUGAAGAAUACUCAAAGUACGACUACCAGGAGCUCCUACAUAACUCUAGUUUCUGCCUGGUGCCUCGUGGUCGGAGGCUGGGAUCUUUUCGAUUCCUGGAAGCCCUUCAGGCUGCCUGUAUCCCGGUGUUGCUGAGUAACGGUUGGGAGUUGCCAUUCUCUGAGAUCAUCGACUGGAGUAAAGCUGCUGUCAUUGGGGAUGAGAGACUUCUGCUACAGAUCCCUUCAAUUACCCGAUCUGUAGAGCGUGACAGAAUCUUGGCUCUCCGGCAGCAGACUCAGUUCCUCUGGGAUGCUUAUUUUUCCUCUGUAGCAAAAAUAGUAUUAACUACAUUAGAGAUAAUCCAGGACAGGAUCCACUCACACACAUCGAGGUCGAGGAUGAUGUGGAACGCUCUGCCUGGCGGACUCUACACGCUUCCCCACUUCUCCUCUGAUCCAUCCCUCUUUCCCUUCUAUUACUCAGUGCUGGGUAAAAGUCCGUCCCUGGAGUUUACUGCAGUUAUUCAGGUGAUGACUCCUGUGCAGUCUCAGCUGCAGCCCAUAGUCAAACUCAUCAUCGCAGUCGCCAAGUCUAAGUUCUGUGCGCAGAUUGUGGUGCUGUGGAACUGUGACAGACCCUUACCUCCCAAAAACAAAUGGCCCUCUGCCAACGUGCCUAUCAUUGUCAUCCAGGGAGAGAGCAAGAGUAUGAGUGCGCGCUUCUUUCCCUAUGACGUAAUCCUCACAGAUGCCGUCCUUAGCCUGGAUGAGGACUCUGUUUUGUCCACCAAUGAGGUUGAUUUUGCUUUCAUCGUGUGGCAGAGUUUCCCAGACAGAAUUGUUGGCUAUCCAGCCCGAAGUCAUUACUGGGAUGCUGGGAAGGCACGGUGGGGCUACACCUCCAAAUGGACCAAUGAAUUCUCCAUGGUUCUGACCGGAGCCGCCUUCUACCACAGGUAUUACCACUAUCUGUUCACUCAUUACUUGCCUCCCAGUCUUCUCCGCAUGGUGGACCACAUGGCUAAUUGUGAGGACAUCCUUAUGAACUUCCUGGUUUCUGCGGUAACGAAGCUCCCACCAAUCAAAGUCACACAGAAGAAACAGUACAAAGAGACCAUGAUGCAGCAGGGUUCGAAGACGUCCCGGUGGGCGGAUCCGGACCAUUUUGCCCAGCGACAGACCUGUAUGAACACGUUCAGCAGCUGGUUUGGCUACAUGCCCCUGAGGCAUUCUCAGAUGCGUCUGGACCCCGUGCUCUUUAAGGACCAAGUCUCCAUCCUCCGCAAGAAAUACAGGGACAUCGAGAAACUCUAG